Molecule: messenger RNA, 4044 nt
Organism: Limanda limanda (common dab)
Lineage: Eukaryota; Metazoa; Chordata; Actinopteri; Pleuronectiformes; Pleuronectidae
Gene: hectd2
Product: HECT domain containing 2
Exons: 22
Coding region: 371-2740 (789 amino acids)
Biological process (GO): protein polyubiquitination
Molecular function (GO): ubiquitin protein ligase activity
Source: RefSeq, a predicted model, not a curated record
GCGGUGCGUCCUCCCCGACAGAAGGCGCAGUGAGGGCCGCAGAGAGGAGCCGGGCACGCGGGUAGAAGCUCCUUCUCCUCCGGGUAGAAGCUCCUUCUCCUCCGGGUAGAAGCUCCUCCUCCUCGGGUUGAGGAUCUCCUCUGAAGCAGCCGGAGCCUUAACGCGCGGCUCCUGGAGACCGUUAUACGCGCGCGUCUGUGUGCGUAACGGGAGGAGAAGCCACCUGUCCCGGGUCCCGGAGGACGAGAAGGUCCCGGAUCCACGUCCCUGAGGAGCAGACUCAGGCAGAGGAGCCGCAGGAACAUGCGCAGCCCCGGGAGGAGCGAGGAGGACUGAGAGCUUCCAGCUGGAGAAGCUUCCACUGGACAGGAUGGAUGGAGAGAACCCUGCUCUGUCAGGAGGAGCGAGGAGGACUGAGAGCUUCCAGCUGGAGAAGCUUCCACUCGACAGGAUGGAUGGAGAGAACCCUGCUCUGUCAGGAGGAGCAGGGGAGAGAGAGAGGGAGAGAGAGAGACUCCCACCGAUCCACAGCAGCUCCGCUCCAGCUGGUUUGGGGCGAGGAGUCAAGCAGCCGCUUCCGUCUCUCGGAACCUUCAUCUCCACGCUGAGCCAGAGGAGGGACUUAGGGGGGCGGGGCUUGGCUGGCGGCAUGACGGGCACCCUGGGGCUCCGACACGGGAGAGAGCUUCCUCCGAUCUGUGGCGACGUCCGUCAGAAGCAGCGUUUCUCCAUCGACACGCUGCCCCCGGAGGUCAAAGCUCCGUUCCCCCCCGAGCCCGUCAUCCCGCUGAGGACCAAGACCACCAGGGAGUUCCAGGAGGACAUGGAGCAAGCCGUCCAAUCAGAGGACUGGAGGGACGUCCGGGAGUUCUACCUGACCACCUUUGACUCCUUCAUAGAAAUCAACGCUGCCUUCAAGCGAGAGGCGAACGGAUCGUUCAACACCAUCGACGACUCAGGAGUCAACGCCAAGUUUGUCAACGCUGUUUACGACGCACUGCUCAGCACACCACAGGACAUCCAGAAGUCCGUGUUGAAGGGGAUCAUCAACAGUCUGCUGAGGGAGUGGAAAGGGCCGCGCAGCAAGGACGACCUGCGAGCGUAUUUCAUUCUGCUUCAGAGUCCCCAGUAUUCAAGCACCAACACGUAUGUGAUCUUUGCUCACCUGCUGAGGCAGAUCGCAGUUCUGUCCGAGGCCGACCACCACUUCCUGGUUCACUGGCUCAAAAGGCUGUCCACACGGCGCUUCAGGCAGUUAGUAGAGCGCCUCCUGCAGUUCAUAUCCACCCGCCUGUUUCCUGCCGAGCCAGACGAACUUCCACCUCUGGCCAAAUGCUCCUGGUGGAUCCCGUCUGCCACCAAAGUGCUCAGCCUGUUCAAUGCAGCCAACAGCGUCUCGUCUUUUCCCAUCAUGCCUUUCACUGACUUCUACAACAUCACCCUGGAGCACACAGACUUCAUGGAGGACUACAGGACCUGGCAGAACUACGGCAACUCCAACAGAUUUUCCUUCUGUCAGUUUCCCUUCAUCCUGUCGACCGUGGUGAAGAAAGCCAUCAUCCAGAAAGACUCCGAGCAGCAGAUGAUCAGUCAGGCCAGGCUAAGCCUGGUCAGUAAGGUGUCUCGCAGGCAGAGAGUCGACAUGAACCUUCUGUUCCUCAACAUUAAAGUACGACGGGCGCAGCUCCUCAGCGACUCACUGGAUGAGUUGAUGAGGAAGCGGUGCGACCUGAAGAAGAAGCUGCGGGUGACCUUCGUUGGGGAGGCGGGGCUUGACAUGGGCGGCCUGACGAAGGAGUGGUUCCUGCUGCUGGUUCGACAGAUCUUCCACACAGACUACGGGAUGUUCACCGACAUGAAGGACUCACGCUGUCAUUGGUUCAGCAGCUGGAAGUGUGACAACUACUCUGAGUUCCAGUUGGUCGGGACUCUGAUGGGUUUAGCAGUUUACAACAGCAUCGCUCUGGACAUCCACUUCCCUCUCUACUGCUACAGGAAGCUCCUUGCUCCGCCCACUGCACCAUGUGACCAGAACGCCCUGGUCGGCAUGGCGACGGCCACCCUGGAGGACCUGCAGCAGAUCAUGCCAGAGCUGGCUCACGGCCUGGGAGAGCUGCUGAGCUACGAGGGGAACGUGGAGGACGACUUCUACCUCACCUUCCAGGUGUUCCAGGAGGAGAUGGGCGUGGUCAGAUCCUACAACCUGAAGCCGGGAGGAGACAGAAUUCCUGUGACCAAGCAGAACAGGAAGGAGUACGUUCAGCUCUACGUCGACUUCCUGUUGAAUAAAUCCAUUUAUAAACAGUUUGCUGCCUUUUACCACGGCUUCCACAGUGUGUGUGCCUCCGACGCACUCAUGCUGCUGCGGCCGGAGGAGGUGGAGAUGCUGGUGUGCGGCAGCCCGGACCUGGACAUGAGCGCUCUGCAGAGAGCUGCUCAGUACGAAGGAUACAACAAGACGGACGCCACGGUUCGGUGUUUCUGGGACGUGGUCCUCUCGUUCCCUCUCGAGCUGCAGAAGAAGCUCCUGCACUUCGCCACAGGAAGUGACCGUGUUCCUGUCGGAGGAAUGGCCGACCUCAACUUCAAGAUCUCCAAGAUCGACGUCCCCAUCGACUGGUUGCCGAUCUCUCACACCUGCUUCAAUCAGAUCGGCCUGCCGGCGUACCGCACCAGGAAGGAGCUGAAACACAAACUCACCAUCGCCAUCUCCAACGCCGAGGGCUUCGGCCUGGAGUGACACACACACACACACACACACACACACACACACACACACGGUGGAUCAAUGAGACAAACAGUCACUUCGAUCACAUGAAGAAAUAGAACAAUAGAAGUUUUCAGUUUCAUGAAUCAGUAGAAAUCUGUGUCAGCCUCAGAAAAACCUCACGGGUCAAAUAAAUGAAUUGUUCAAAUAUUUAAAUCCUCUGACUGUAACUUCUCUGUGUUCUUAGUUAUUAUCAGUGUUCGUUGUUAUUGUCUCUGACUCAGUAAAAACAUUCAGAAGAAGAAUCAACCAGUUUUCCGAUGAAUGAAUUUUACUCUGAAGUGAUGCGACAGGAAGUGACAGACGGAGGUCAGAGGUCAGAGUUUGUUCUGUGUGGAUUCUGAUGAUGUCACCGAUGUUUUAAAUGUGUUUCCUGUCACAGUUUGUUGAAGAAUCACGAGAUGUGGAUUUCCAUGUGAAUAGUUUAUUUUCCGACAUGGUUUCACUGAAGUGACGGCUGCAGCAGAAAAAAGUUUUAUCUUUUAAAUGUCGUGUGACUGAAGACGAGCGGUUGAUUGACAGCUCAGUGUUCUUUAAUGUUCAUGUCAGUCGAUAUUGAUGACUUUUUUAUUAUUAUUUCUUUCAACAGAGUGAAGUUUGUAGUUUUAAACGUCUUUGUCAGCAGAUGAUGAGGAUGAAAAUGAUAUUGUGAUAAUUCUUGAUAUUGUUUAAUCGUCUGUUAUCACAGAGUCGAGAUCUAAGAGCCUCUAAACUCUGCUCAAACUUUAUUUUAGUUCCACGUCUGUGCUGCAGCUCAGUCCUGCGUGAGGUUUCCAUGGCGACGUGUCUGAGGUCCUAGCGAUGCACUCACACAACUAGACGUAACCAAGCAACGGUCAGGAACUCGUCUGGCUGCAGAACCUCACAUCACAGGAUCCGGGCCAGUUCUCCUCUGAAUGAGUCUCCUCUGUGAGCUCGUCCAGCGCUGAGGAGACAGACACGGACACGUCUUCAAGACACGUCCACGUCCCAGUGGAGACGGACAGAGAGACUGAGGAGGCGUUCAGGCUUCACAGCGGGAGAUAAAUUCAUCAAUGUUUAAAUUUUUCGGUGUGUGGGACCAAACUGUGUCGGGUCAUACAGUGGCAAAAUGUGUGUGCACAUGACAGGAAAGUCCUGUUUUUAUUAUUUAACAGCUGAAACCGUUGUGUUGUGUUUUCUGAUGUAAAGUCUUUCCAGCGAUGAAGCUUCUGUUUCUCACGUCUUCUAUAACGAAACUGUACCGAUGAGUUCUCUCACGUUUCUGCAGUAAAGCUCCUCCCUCUGGAAAAGAUUCA